Messenger RNA from Chelmon rostratus (copperband butterflyfish), 495 nucleotides. Its product is annotated as achaete-scute homolog 5-like. The transcript has a single exon. Gene Ontology annotation, biological process: regulation of transcription by RNA polymerase II; developmental process. Gene Ontology annotation, molecular function: DNA-binding transcription factor activity, RNA polymerase II-specific; RNA polymerase II transcription regulatory region sequence-specific DNA binding; protein dimerization activity. Bases 1 to 495 code for a protein of 164 amino acids. The record is from RefSeq and is a predicted model, not a curated record. Lineage: Eukaryota; Metazoa; Chordata; Actinopteri; Chaetodontiformes; Chaetodontidae.
AUGAUGAGCUCCACCUUCUCUUCAUCAUCUUACCUGAGCUUCAGUUUGUCUCCCCCUGCUGCUCACCGUGAGGAUCGCAGCACCUCUCAGCACUCUCUGUCCGGCUCUGUCCCCUUCUUCCUCUACCCCUCCAGCAUGGACCCCUACAAGGGCCCUCUGAGGGGCCCCGGCCCCAGGAUCCUGCCCUACCUGGCCCCCUUUCACCACCACGGACACUUCAGCGUGUACGAGUGUCCCUUCGAGCCGGCGUUCAUCCAGAAACGUAACGAGCGAGAGCGUCAGAGGGUGAGAUGCGUGAACCAGGGUUACGCCAAACUGAGGGACCACCUGCCGGGUCAGAGCACCGACAAGCGGCUCAGUAAGGUGGAGACACUGAGGGCCGCCAUCAGGUACAUCAAAUACCUGCAAGGCCUGGUGGAGCUGGAGGACAGCGGACUCAACACCUCGUCUCCUGGACCGGACUGUGGAGGAGGGUCAGAGGGAGUCACGUGUUAA